UAUUUUUGUUCCUACCGGGCUUCUGUAAACAGUGGAGCUGUUUGACUAUUGAGCAGGUGCUUCUUGUGGGGAUGUGAAGCGAGUUUACUGCUAGGCUUGCGCUUCUCCUCUCGGAUAUUUGGCCACCGGAGUGAAGAGGAGCUGAAGCACACGAGCGAUUGUAGGCCAGAAGAUUUGAGCCAUCUACUCUUUACAAGAAUGGCAUCAGCUGUUGUAAGCAUGGUUCCUACUACUGCUUCCCGUUUUGCACUGUUACAAGUAGACAGUAGUAGUGACUCUGACUCUGAGAAGGCCAGAGGAGCUCAUUCAUCAGGGAAAGCCCAUUCUGGGUCAGCUGCAAGGGGGAAGAACAAAGGUAACGAGAAAAAGAAAGAAAAGCGGAGGAAAAAGAAAGAGCAGCAGCAAAGCGAGGCAAAUGAGCUGAGAAACCUUGCAUUUAAAAAGAUUCCUCCAAAGGCCUCUCCUGGUGUAGCAGUGCAAGAGCAUUUAACACAUACUGUACCAAAGGUUGCUCAGGAAGAGGACUGGCAGCAAUGGCAACAAAGAGAUGUGCAGCUGACAUCGGAUAUGUAUGAAGCAGAUCUUGAGAAGGCCUUAAUCUUAAGUAAACUAGAAUUUGAGGAGUCAAAGGAUAAUGGUAAUGGAGAUAAUGGCGUACCUCAAUCAAAAAAAGUGAAUAAAAAAGAUAAAAGAAAAAAUAACCAAGGAAAGGACAAGCCCCUGACCGUGCCACUGAAAGACUUUCAGUUAGAAGAUAAACACGCAAAAAAACAAGAGGAGUUAAAAUCACCACCUUUGCCUCAAGACAGUGGCUUUUUCAAUAAACUAGAAGAAGAUGUUACCAAAAUAAUCCUAAAGGAAAAAAGAAAGGAACAUAGCACUGAUGUAACUGAACAAUUUGCCACUCCUGAGUACAGCAUGGAACCAGUUCUUAAAGAUGGUAGAACAGAAGUGUUAAAGCAGGAAAUAGAAAAGAAAGAAGUAGAGUUAAAACAGAUGAAAAGCAUCAUUUCUCAGUGGGAGGCAAAGUACAGAGAAGUAAAAGCCAGGAAUUCCCAACUUCUGAAAAUGCUACAAGAAGGAGAAAUGAAAGACAAGGCAGAAAUAUUGCUUCAGGUGGAUGAAUUGCUGUCUAUAAAAAAUGAAUUAACGUUGCAGGUAACUACACUUCAUGCUGCAUUAGAACAAGAACGAUCUAAAGUGAAGAUUUUGCAGGCAGAACAAGUGAAAUAUCAGGGUGGGAAAAAAAGUAAAAGGACCGCAGAAUUAGAACAUGGACGGUGAUCGUACAUUUGCCAGCUCGCAGCACAGUGGAUGGAACAUUUUAUAUAAACACUAACUUUUCUGCAGUGAUAAAAUACUGCUGUUUGAAAGUCAUACUUUAUUAGUUUUUCAUUAAUAAAACCUGUUAUUCCA
This is a messenger RNA of Xenopus laevis (African clawed frog), 1416 nucleotides long. RefSeq names its product G kinase anchoring protein 1 L homeolog (gene gkap1.L). The transcript has 12 exons. NCBI's taxonomy places the organism in Eukaryota, Metazoa, Chordata, Amphibia, Anura, Pipidae. Bases 199 to 1284 code for a protein of 361 amino acids. The record is from RefSeq and is a predicted model, not a curated record. Gene Ontology annotation, biological process: signal transduction. Gene Ontology annotation, cellular component: Golgi apparatus.